Molecule: messenger RNA, 5160 nt
Organism: Closterium sp. NIES-65
Lineage: Eukaryota; Viridiplantae; Streptophyta; Zygnematophyceae; Desmidiales; Closteriaceae
Source: the annotation of a GenBank genome assembly
AUGGCCACCCCCAGUGUCCUGUCUUUUGACGCUGAGGGUCGCCCCAUUGACUUUCCAGUCUGGAUUGAGGACCUGCAGCUGUACUUACUGUGCGAUGCGAUCGAUGAGGUUUCUCUCUUUGACUUUGUCUCUGGAGCUGUCCCUGCCCCUCCUGCUGAUGCUGACCCUGCUGUUCGCUCCAAGUGGGCCACACGCGAUGCUGCUGCACGUCUUGCUGUGCGUCGCCACCUCCCUUCCUCCGAGCGUGCCCACUUUAGUCAGUGCAAGACCGCUCAGGCCUUGUACGACGCUGUAGUUGCACGCUACUCCUCCCCUUCCUCCGCUACGCUGAGCCGCCUCAUGCUACCGUUUCUCUUCCCUGACCUCGCUGCCUUUCCCACUGUCGCUGACCUCGUUACCCACCUCCGCGCUAGUGACGCUCGCUACCGCGCUGCCCUUCCUGCUAAGUUCCGCGCCGCAAACCCUCCUCCCAUGUACAUCACUCUCUACUUUCUCGUCACCCGUCUCCCUGAGUCCCUUCGUGUCGUUAGGGACCAGUUUCUCUCUGUCUGUCCCACCACCCUCACUGUCGACCUCCUUGAGGAGUCCCUGCUAGCGGCUGAGAAGAGUAUCGUCGCUGUAGGGGCCUCUCGGGGUGACCCUCGCACCCCCAUCUUUGAGGGGUGUUCUCCUUCCCCCCUGCUGCCCUCUGUCGCCUCUGCCGCUGCGGCCGACCUCGCUGGUUUUGAGUCGGUCGGUGCGGCGUCUGCCCCCAGCGGUAGACGCCGCUCUGGCAAGGGCAAGGGGGGCAAGGGAGCGGGUGGAGCUAGAGGGGGCAGUGGCGGAGGAGGUGGGGGUGGCGGAGGGAGUGGGGGUGGCGGUGGAGGUGGUGGCGGGAGUGGAGGUACUGGUGGAGGCGGUGGAGGCGGAGGUGGCGGCGGAGGCGGUAGCGGAGGAGGCGGGGGCGAGGGUACCGGUGGGGGCGGUGGCGGUGGAGACGGGGGUGGCGGUGGAGGCGGGAGUGGCGGUGGCGGCGGGGGUCGGAGUGGCUCGUCCCAGCGGAGCAGCUCUGGGGGUGGCCAGCGCCAGCAGCAGCAGCAGCAGCAGCAGCGCUCUCGCACCGUCCCCGCCCCUCAGCAGCUCCGUGAGUGGUACUUGCAGCGUCAGCGUGGUGGUGCGUUUGGUCCCUGCCCCUACGUUCUUCGCACCGGUGACCGUGCGGGGGAGAGGUGUGGAGGCACCCACGCAGCCCGCCGCUGCUUUGGCCGCCUGACCGACGCCUGGCGUCAGCAGUUUCCGGAGGCCGCUGAGAUCCCCCGCUGGGGGGAGCUGUCUAGGGCUGGUGUAGCCAUUUAUGAUCUUGACUUUGAUGCUAUUCUUUCUGCUAUGUAUGGUGUGACUGGUAGUGAUGAGGAUGACUGUUACCGGUGUUUCCCGCCCGACCCGGGCAUUGGUACUGCUGCGUCAGGUGCUGGUGAGGCUGCUGCUCUAGGUGCCAGUGCGUCUGUGCUCUCAGGUAUUGGUGAGUUUGCCCUCUCAGGUACUGUGUCGGCUUCGGCCUCUCACACCUUCACCCUUGACUCUGGAGCGUCUCGCUCCUUCUUUCGGGACCGCACCACUCUCACGCCGCUGAGUCGGCCGGUUGCGGUGUCCCUGGCUGACCCCUCUGGGGGGCCUGUCCUGUCUCGCUUCUCCACGGUCCUUCCGUGUCCGGCGGCCCCCUCUGGCACCCUGUCUGGUCUCUACCUCCCCUCGUUCUCGACGAACCUGGUGAGUGGUGCUGACCUACAGGAUGCGGGUGUCCACCAGUUCACUCCUGCUCGUCAGCGAGUGACCCACUGCACGGAGGCUAGCACGGGACGCCACCUGGCUACGUUUACACGUCGGCCAGGGUCGAGCCUGUACACACUGACCACUGCUUCUCCUCCAGGUGCUGAGUCUGGUAGGGUCCCUUCGUCUGGUCAGGUGUUUGCCGCAGCGUCCAGGUCUGGUCCUGAGUCUGCCCCCUGUUCGUGUCGUCGUCUGUCUCACGAGACCCUCCUCUGGCACCACCGCCUUGGCCACCCCUCUCUGCUUCGGCUCAGAGGCAUGGCCUCCCGUCUUCUUGUGUCUGGUCUCCCCCGGUCUCUACCUCCCCUUCCUCAGGGCCCUGGCCCUACCUGUGUCCCCUGUGUCGAGGGGCGCCAGCGUGCUGCCCCUCACUCCUCCCAGUUUCCUCCGACAAAGGACCCCUUGCAGACGCUUCACAUGGACGUGUGGGGCCCAGCCCGCGUCCGUGGACAGGGUCAGGAGCGCUACUUCCUGCUCGUUGUUGACGACUACUCGCGUUACACCACAGUCUUCCCCUUGCGCAGCAAGGGUGAGGUCACUGAGGUGCUGAUCGACUGGAUCCGCGCAGCUCGUCUUCAGCUCAGGCAGAGCUUUGGCUCCGACUUUCCUGUGUUGCGUCUGCACUCAGACAGAGGCGGAGAUUUCUCCUCUGGCCUUCUGCGUGCCUACUGUCGUGCGCGAGGCAUCCGCCAGUCCUUCACGCUUCCGGACUCCCCGCAACAAAAUGGGAUUGCUGAGCGCCGCAUUGGCAUGGUCAUGGACGUCGCCCGUACGUCCAUGAUGCAUGCGGCUGCCCCCCAUUUUCUGUGGCCGUUUGCGGUCAGGUACGCAGCGCAUCAGAUCAACCUCCACCCCAGGGUCUCCAGGCCGGAGACCUCCCCAGCCCUGCUGUGGACGGGGAAGGUUGGCGAUGCGUCGGCGUUCCGGGUCUGGGGAUCUCGGGCGUUUGUCCGCGACUUGUCUGCGGACAAGCUGUCCCCUCGCGCUGCUCCCUGCGUCUUCCUGGGGUUUCCCCCCGACGCCCCUGGGUGGCAGUUCUACCACCCCACCUCUCGACGUGUUCUGUCCUCCCAGGACGUCACGUUCGACGAGUCGGUACCCUACUACCGCCUCUUCCCCUACCGCACUCCGUCCCUCCCCCCACCCCCGCUCUUCUUGACGCGGUCGAGCCUCUCGAGGUCACUGGUGACUCUGGUGCUGCUGCGGGAGCUGAGCCUGGGGGUGCGGAGCCUGGGGGUGCGGAGUCUGGGGGGUGCUGAGCCUGGAGGUGCCGAGCCUGGGGGUGCUGAGCCUGGGGGUGCUGCGCCUGGGGGUGCUGAGCCUGGGGGUGCUGAGCCUGGGGGUGCUGAGCCUGGAGGUGCCGAGCCUGGGGGUGCUGAGCCUGGGGGUGCUGCGCCUGGGGGUGCUGAGCCUGGGGGUGCUGAGCUUGGGGGUGCUGAGCCUGGGGGUGCUGUGCCUGGGGGUGCUUCGUCUCGCCGGGAGCCACUCUCCCCACAGGAGCUGCGUGAGUGGUUUGCCAGGCGCUGGAGGCGUGUUGCUGGUGCUGGUGGUUCUUCGGCUGCAGAGGGUACUGCUGCCGCGCGUCCCGGCGGUGCUCGUACUGUGGGUGCUGGAGCUGCUGGGUCUGAGGGUUCUCCUGGAGCUGGUGCUGCUGAGGGUGUUGGCGCUGUGCCUGCUGCUGGCGGUCCGACUGACUGUGCUCCUGGUGCUGCUGCUGGAGGUUCUGGUGCUGCUGGAGGUGCUACUGUAGUGGGUGCUCCUGCUGGGGGUACUGGUGCUGUUCCUGCUGUUUCUGGCGUCGCCGCGCGGCCCCGACCGUACUUCGUUCCGCUCCUGCAGCAGGUUCUUGGUCUUACACCUCCUCCUCCCUUAGAGGGUCCGCAGCCUGUCCGGUCACAGCCACAGCUACAGCCUGCCUCCCCUUUGCCUGCUCCUGCUCCCUACGCUGGUCCGACUGGAGGUCUUACUGAGCGUCGUGAGCCUGCGUCUCGUCCUGCGUCGCCUGUUCGUACUGCGCGCGCUAGUGGUCGCGGUUCGCGUCAGCGUCCUCCUCCUGUCCCUGGCACACACCGGAUGUCACUGCGUCCGUCCACUGCUCCUCUGCGUGCCCCUUUGCCUUCUCCUCCUGCUUCCUCUCUUCCUGCUCUUGCCGACCCGGAGUCGGACUCUCUUCGUGCUGCCAGUCCUACUGUCACGCGUCUCCUUGCUACUGCUGUCACUGACCCUUCCUUCGAGUCGUCUGCUGCGUCUGCCCUUGUCACUGAGCUUGUCGACUUUGCUGCACGCUGUCGUCUAGACUACGCUGCCAGUCUUGUCGCUGAGUCUGAGUCUGCCUGUCCUCCGUCCGUCGGGGGUGAGUGUGCCCUCGGCACGGACGUCCUUGAGGACAGGCAGGAGGAGUUCCAGUGUCUGGCAGCCGCUUCACCUCAUCUCGCGUCUGUACUGCUAGCCCCUGAGGGAGACCCGGAUGCACCAGACAUCCCGAAUCCGCGCUCUUACGCGGAGGCGAUAGAGGGUCCCUACUCCUCUCAGUGGCAGGCAGCUAUGGAUGCAGAGAUGGCUUCCUGGAAGUCCACAGGCACCUACGUCGACGCUGUUCCCCCUCCUGGGGCGAACAUCGUCAGUGGCAUGUGGAUUUUCAGGGUGAAGCGGCCGCCGGGUUCACCGCCUGUCUUCAAGGCGCGUUACGUGGCUCGUGGCUUCAGUCAGCGGCAGGGGGUUGACUACUUUCAGACCUUCUCCCCCACCCCGAAGAUGACUACUCUUCGGGUUCUGCUGCACGUUGCUGCUCACCGUGACUACGAGCUGCACUCUCUCGACUUCAGCACAGCUUUCUUGCAGGGCAGUCUGCACGAGGAGAUCUGGCUGCGUCGCCCACCUGGCAUCACUGGGUCUUUCCCUCCUGGUACCCAGCGGAGUCUCCGGCGUCCAGUCUACGGUCUCCGCCAGGCGCCUCGUGAGUGGCACGACACACUGAGGACUACGCUCGCGGCACUUGGGUUUGCUCCGUCUGCCGAUCCGUCGCUGUUUCUGCGCACCGACACCUCUCUGCCGCCGUUCUACAUCCUCGUGUACGUCGACGACUUGGUCUUUGCCACAGCUGACACUGCUGGACUCGCCUACGUGAAGUCCGAGCUGCAGAAGAGACACACGUGCACUGACCUGGGUGAACUGCGUAGCUACCUUGGCUUGCAGAUCACCCGGGACAGAGCGCGUCGCACCAUUACCCUGACUCAGUCACACAUGGUGCAGCAGGUCCUUCAGCGCUUCGGCUUCACGUACUCCUCGCCUCAGGCCACUCCUCUGCCUACUCGCUGUCAGAAUCAGAAGAAAGAAAGAGGAUUGAACUAG